AGUGCUGGUGUGGUGUGGUGUUGCCCCUUUGGUUACGAUUUGCAUCGACGAUUCGUCGCAUAUUGGAUUUAGCUUGAGUGGCUUUCAUGUUUGACAAUUGGUCCCUGCCCUUUUUGCUAUUCUCGUACCCCGCAGCAACUACCUCCGAGAAUUUGGGGGUGGAGGGUCCGCUCCGCGUUGUAGGGAUGGUUGCGCGGGAUAGAAAAGGGAAAGGCAACCUCGCCGAUUCGCACCUCGUUGACCCGUUUGCUCUUUCUCUUUCUUUUUUCUUCAGCCUCGAUCUUCUUAUAUACCCAGGCGUUCAAUUCCCUUGCUGAAUCCUAUCAACUCUCAGCAGCAGAACCUCAAGCCAAGCAGCACACCUUGUAAUCAAUCACAUCAACCUCCCAAAAUGGCGCCUCACACUGUCAACUGGGGCAUCAUGGCCACAGGCUGGAUCGCCGAGACCUUCUGCAAGGACCUCCUGACCAACCCGGCCUCGCGCGAGGUGACCGACGUCGCCCACCGCAUCGCCGCCGUCUCCUCCUCCCGCGACGCUGAAAAGGCUCGCGCCUUUGUCAAGAAGAUUGAUGCCCCCGCCGAUACGACAGUCUACGGCUCCUACGCCGAGCUCGUCCGCGACCCGGCUGUCGACAUUAUCUACGUCGCCACCCCGCAUUCCCACCACUUCCAAAACGCCAUGCUCGCCCUCGACGCCGGCAAGAACGUCCUCUGCGAAAAGGCCCUGACCGUCACCGCCGAGCAGACCCGCAUCCUCGUCGAAACGGCCCGCGCCAAGAAGCUCUUCUUUAUGGAGGCCGUCUGGACCCGCUACUUCCCGCUCAGUAUCAAGAUCCGCGAGCUCAUCUCCUCGGGCGCCAUUGGCAAGGUUUACCGCGCCACCUCGGACCUGUCCUUCAACAGCAAUGCCGAAGAUGCCUCCGGCAAGCUGUCCUUCCCCGACGCCCACCGCAUGGUCAACCCUGAGCUCGCUGGCGGUGCCCUGCUCGACCUGGGGAUUUACUCCCUGACCUGGAUCUUCCAGACGCUGUACCACCUGCAGCCCGAGGCCGAGGCCGACAAGGAGAGCCCCGAGGUCCUGGCCUCAGUGCAAAAGUAUCCCGUCACUGGUGCCGACGAGUCCACCACUAUGAUCCUCAACUUUCCCAAGCAUCAGAUGACCGGCAUCGCCACCACCUCGCUGCGUGUCGACACAGCACCCGACGGCCACAAGGGCGAGACGGCGCCUGCGAUACGCAUCCAGGGCUCCAAGGGCGAGAUUCAGGUCUCCCAUCCGGCGUACCGGCCGACAUCGUACAAGGUCGUCAAGAAGGGCGUCGAAGAGGUCGAGGUUGUCGACUGCCCCAUCCCCAAGGACAAGGAACGCGACUGGGGCCAUGGCAUGUUCUGGGAGGCUGAUGAGUGUGCGCGUUGCCUGCGCGACGGAAAGACGGAGAGCGCAACAUUGCCGCUGUCGGAGUCUCUCGUUAUUAUGGAGACGAUGGACAGCGUCAUCAAGCAGGGUGGUAUCCAGUACCCCGAGCUCAUCACUACCCACAAGUUUGAUGCCCAGAGCCCAUUGAACCUGGGUAAUGCUUAAGACGAAGUUACGUCGGUUGAAAAUACGGUGUUGUAUAAAUCCGGUUGUACGGGUACUUAGAUAAUAAAGAAACCUUGAGUUGAAUUAUGAAUGCGCGGCCCCGCUUUCGGGAGACCCGGGACCCCGGGACCGCCGAACCGGCCCGGGGUGCCGUAGUUGAAGUCUAAUAAAAUUAAG
Molecule: messenger RNA, 1756 nt
Organism: Colletotrichum acutatum
Lineage: Eukaryota; Fungi; Ascomycota; Sordariomycetes; Glomerellales; Glomerellaceae
Product: oxidoreductase family protein
Exons: 2
Coding region: 392-1579 (395 amino acids)
Molecular function (GO): nucleotide binding
Source: RefSeq, a predicted model, not a curated record